This is a messenger RNA of Budorcas taxicolor (takin), 1981 nucleotides long. It is a transcript of the gene TOR1AIP2, whose product is annotated as torsin 1A interacting protein 2. NCBI's taxonomy places the organism in Eukaryota, Metazoa, Chordata, Mammalia, Artiodactyla, Bovidae. The coding region runs from base 265 to 1674 and encodes 469 amino acids. The record is from RefSeq and is a predicted model, not a curated record. The transcript has 5 exons. Gene Ontology annotation, cellular component: endoplasmic reticulum; membrane. Gene Ontology annotation, molecular function: ATPase activator activity. Gene Ontology annotation, biological process: endoplasmic reticulum organization; membrane organization.
GGCGACGUUCAGUUCGGCGGCGUCCGAGGGGUGCAGCCCCGCGUCGUGAAGCAGAAAGAACGCUCGAAGGGGGCUCUCCUGACGUUGACAGUCGACGGUUUAAAACCUCGCUAGACAUUUCACUGUAUAUAUGCCUUCUUUCCUGGGUCCACGGGAAGCAUGAGCCUGUUGGGACUUGGGACAAGAAGAAACCAAGACAUCUUUACAAGGAAAUCCAGAUACUAACAGAAAGUGCCCCAAAGUCUGAAGAGAUAGAACUCAAACAUGACCGACAGAGGACUUAGGGAUCCUCCAGAGGACCCUCAAAAGGAUUUGGAAAAUGAUCCAUCACUAAAUACUCAGGAGACUACAGUCACUACAAGUACCACUGAAGAAGCUCAGACCCCAGACCCUGCCCCUGGGCUUAACAAAGACCACCAAGAGGUAGAAACAAUUGGCCCAGGAAGUACAGAUACAGAUGCUCAAUCAGAAAAUCCAGACGAAACAGAUUAUGGGAAAUAUGCAAAGGUUACAGAAGGUGAGAACAGCCAGAGUUUUCAGGGUGGAGAACAAGGCCAUCAGCUCCCUUCAGAGAGUCUGAGUGAAGACCCUGUGGAUCCAGAACCCAAGUGUUCUCCAGGUGACAAGGUAGGAAGAACAGACGUACACAUAGUGGGCAGCUCUGCAGCCUUCCCUGAGCACGUCAGUGAUGGAGCCGGAGCAUCUCAGGAGCCACCAGUCGUUGACCCUCAGGAUGCCCAGAGCCCUGGCCAUUCCAGUGCAGGGCUGGAGAGCCAGCACACACUGAGGAAGCGACUGCUGGCACCAGAGGCUGAGAGACAUCAACAAGAAACACAAGAACUGGAAGAAAACAAAGAGAAGAAUGCACAGGAUACCAUAAGAAGGACUGAUAAAAAGGAUUUUUUGAGCUAUGGCUCCAUCUUUCUUUGCUUCCUGGUUCUUACCAUAGUUUUGCUCAGUUCUGUUAGUAGCUACUAUUCGUCUCCAGCACAGCAAGUCCCCAAAAAUCCAGCUUUGGAGGCUUUCUUGGUUCAUUUUAGCCAACUGAAGGAUAAAUUUCCAGGCCAGAGUUCCUUUCUGUGGCAGAGAGGACGAAAAUUUCUCCAGAAGCACCUCAAUGCUUCACACCCCAGUGAGCCAGCCACCAUCAUAUUCACAGCAGCCCGAGAGGGAAGAGAGACCCUGAAGUGCCUCAGCCACCAUGUCGCGGAUGCCUACACAUCUGCUCAGAAGGUCUCUGCCAUUCAGAUUGAUGGAGCUGGGAAAACCCUGCAGGACAGUGAUAAGGUCAAGCAUUCAGUUGACAUGGAGCUUAGCUCUGGAUUUGAAAAGGGCCAGAAGGCAGCUGUGGUCCAUCGCUUUGAAUCCCUUCCUGCAGGCUCCACCUUGAUUUUCUAUAAGUAUUGUGACCAUGAGAACGCUGUCUUUAAAGAUGUGGCCCUGGUCCUGACCGUCCUACUGGAGGAGGAAACGUUAGAAGCAAGCGUCAGCCCAAGGGAGACCGAAGAGAAAGUGCGGGAUUUACUCUGGGCGAGGUUUACCAACUCUAACACUCCCAGCUCCUUCAACCACAUGGAUUCAGACAAACUGAGUGGGCUGUGGAGCCGUAUUUCCCACCUGGUGCUGCCCGUCCAGCCAGUGAGGAGCAUAGAAGAACGGGGCUGCUUUGUAUAAGCUAAGCACAGAGGUGGUUUUGGUCAGCAUGGGGUUAUUAAAAAGUUAGUUGAAAAGCCUUUUUAUGUGGAAGGAGGUUGAUGAAUGUGAGGCAAUGCCUGGAAAGCACAAACAAGCUUAUUUUAGAAAAGAAAUUUUCAUUUUUUACCUUCUGUAAAAUCUUUCUAAUCUAAGCUUGGCAAAGCUAAAAGUUGACCUGACUUUCUUUCCUUGCCUUUCAAGUGAAUCAGGUAUAUACAACUGAGGAAUUUUUUCCAAUCCAAAAAUAGAGCAACAGAAUGAUUAAAUGGGAAGAUAAUCUUCUCAC